AUGGCUGCUGCAACGGUUCAAUCCUUUGAUAUCCCAAAACAAUAUAAAGCUAUCGUAUACGAUAAGCCGGGAACUAUUUCCACAAAGAUCGAGCAACUAGAUACCCCUGAACCUGGACCUGGUGAUGUGCUUGUUCGACUCACCCAUAGUGGUGUUUGCCACAGUGAUAUGGGAGUCUGCGAGAAUAGCUGGCGUGGCCUUCCUUAUCCGACGCAAGCUGGACAAGUGGGCGGUCAUGAAGGGGUUGGAAUCGUCCAGAAAUUAGGCCCAGGUACGGAAAAUGGUCGCAUAAAGCUUGGUGAUCGUGUUGGAAUUAAGAAUCAAAAAAUCUCUGGCUAUUAUUACCCGGGAACUUUUCAACAAUACGCGCUCGCGCCAGCGAACUAUGUAACGCCAAUUCCAGAUGCUCUAGAUUCUAAGGACGCUGCUCCUAUACUAUGUGCUGGUGUCACGACAUAUUCAGCCUUGAGAAAGAGUGAUGCAAAAAGCGGACAAUGGGUUGUUAUCGCCGGUGCGGGUGGCGGUCUUGGUCACUUGGCUUGUCAAAUCGGAAGUCGUGGGAUGGCAAUGAGGAUCAUUGGAGUUGACCAUGGGAGCAAGGAAGAAUUAGUGAAAGAGUGCGGAGCAGAGGUCUUCAUUGAUGUCACCAAAUUUGACGACAAGGCGAUCGCUGAGGAGGUCAAAAGAGUCACAGGCGGACUUGGAGCGUCUGCGGUCAUUGUUGCCCAAGAAUGGAAGAUCAAGGGCUCGUCCGUAGGUAACCAACGUGAAGCACUGGAAGUACUUGAUAUGGCCGCCAGGGGUAUCAUCAAGACUCGUAUCCGAAUGGAGAAGAUGGAGAACUUGACGGAGGUAUUCAAGGAGAUGUCGGAGGGCAAGAUGCAAGGAAGAGUCGUACUUGAUUUGUCGUAG
Messenger RNA from Sclerotinia sclerotiorum 1980 UF-70, 912 nucleotides. RefSeq lists its product as hypothetical. The transcript has 9 exons. The record is from RefSeq and is a predicted model, not a curated record. The coding region runs from base 1 to 912 and encodes 303 amino acids. Lineage: Eukaryota; Fungi; Ascomycota; Leotiomycetes; Helotiales; Sclerotiniaceae. Gene Ontology annotation, molecular function: oxidoreductase activity.